Messenger RNA from Quercus lobata, 1297 nucleotides. Its product is annotated as putative methyltransferase At1g22800, mitochondrial. Bases 64 to 1116 code for a protein of 350 amino acids. Lineage: Eukaryota; Viridiplantae; Streptophyta; Magnoliopsida; Fagales; Fagaceae. Gene Ontology annotation, cellular component: mitochondrion. Gene Ontology annotation, biological process: mitochondrial respiratory chain complex I assembly. Gene Ontology annotation, molecular function: S-adenosylmethionine-dependent methyltransferase activity. The record is from RefSeq and is a predicted model, not a curated record. The transcript has 11 exons.
AAAAAGAACAGAAACAAAAACAAAAACAAAACUGAAUGAGAAGAACAACAAAGAAAGAAAGAAAUGAGAGGGUUGUUAUCUAUGUACCAGAGAAGCUCAUUGUCACUAUGGAGAAGAACAACAACAUUAACAACAACAAAUGAACCGUACCGUAUAUUGUUGUCCGGUUCUUUCAGCACAGACCCAGAUGGGAACCAAAGCUCGAAAGUCAAUAUCUUCGAUCGCCAACUCAAACGCAAACAGCGUGAUCGAGCUGCUUGGUUGAUGCGUCCAAAUGAUUCUUUUGUUGAUGCUGUUGCUGAGAAUCUGUUGGAUCGCUUGGAGGAUUGUAAAAAAUCAUUUCCAACAGCAUUAUGUUUGGGUGGUUCAUUGGAAGCUGUCAGGCGUCUGUUAGGUGGUCGUGGUGGCAUUGAAAAGCUCAUUAUGAUGGAUACAUCAUAUGACAUGAUAAAACUAUGUAAGGAUACUGAAAAAGAUGUGCACAAUGAAAACAUUGAAACGUCCUACAUAGUUGGCGAUGAGGAGUUUUUGCCUCUUAAAGAAAGUUCUGUAGAUGUGGUAUUAAGCUGCUUGGGGCUACACUGGACAAAUGAUCUUCCAGGUUCCAUGAUACAGUGUAGAUUAGCAUUGAAGCCGGAUGGCAUAUUUUUAGGAGCUAUUCUUGGUGGAGAAACCUUAAAGGAGCUGAGAAUAGCAUGCACUGUCGCACAAAUGGAGCGUGAAGGAGGCAUCAGUCCACGAAUAUCACCUCUGGCACAAGUGCGGGAUGCAGGCAAUCUUUUGUCUAGGGCUGGCUUUGCCCUGCCAGGUGUUGAUGUUGAUGAAUACAUUGUUAAAUAUCAAAGUGCUCUGGAGCUGAUAGAACAUUUGCGUUCAAUGGGUGAAACUAAUGCUCUCCUGCAAAGGAAUAAUAUGCUAAACAGAGAAACAGCACUGGCAACUGCAGCUAUUUAUGACUCAAUGUUUGCUGCAGAAGAUGGCACCAUCCCUGCAACCUUCCAGGUAAUUUUCAUGACAGGGUGGAGGGAACAUUCUUCUCAGCAGAAGGCCAAAAGGAGGGGGUCUGCCACUGUAUCUUUCAAGGAUAUCCAGAAAAAAUUUGGAAAUGGGAACUGAACACUCUUUCUCUCUCUCUCUCUCUCCUCAGUAUGCCUUGGAUGAACAAAGAGUUGAAAAAAUAAAAACUGUAAUAGCUUUUCUUUUUCAUUUUUCAGUGCUUUUUUUCUUUUCUUUUUUAAAUUCUCCACUUGUUAAACUAAUAAAACAUUGUUAAUAAAAUUCUUAUGAGUUGGUUCCU